AUGGAUGCGCCCUUCGCAGACGAGGAGGAUCUUUUUCAAAGUGACUUUUACUCGCUUCUUAAUGUCAGCAAAGAUGCUUCGACUGACGAAAUCAACUAUGCAUUCCGUCGACUUAGCAAAAUGUACCACCCGGAUAAACAUAUGGAUCAGCUCAAAAAGAAACAAGCGGAAAUCAUCUUUGGAAAGUUGAAACGAGCUCAUGAAGUGUUGAUCGACAAGCAUCGGAGGACAGUGUAUGAUAUGUACGGUGAGAAAGGUCUUGAAACAGAGGGACUCGAGGUUAUUUCCCGUGUGAAAAGUCCUGCAGAAAUUAUCGCUGAAUAUGAACGACUGCAGAGAGAAAAAGAAGAGAGACGACUACAGCAGAGAACAAACCCGAGAGGGACAGUUAGUGUUGGAAUCAAUGCCACAGAUAUUUUUGACAGCUAUGAUCCAAUGGAUGUUUAUGGUGACUCUCGACCAGGGGUGGAGAUGAGCAGUAUGAGUGUGUUCCAGUCGGUCGAGUGUCCGUUAACGACGCGCGACACAGCUAUCAUCGCGGGAAACAUCUCAACGCAUAACGGGAAUGGAACCGGCGCCUUCCUUGCAACCUGGCGACGGCUCACGUCGGACAAGGGAUGGAUGGAGAUGGAGGGAACAUUUGGCAGUGAAGUUGGUGGGAGUGUGAAGGGCUUCAGACAGAUUUCAAAACGAUGUUUCGGAACAGCAUCCUGCUCUUUACAAACGACAUCACGAGGCAUCCGGCCUUCAACCUCCACAAUGCUUGCCUAUCAGUUCGACCGGAACUUUCAAGGACGAUUAACAUGGAAUGCUGGGAUACCAUCGGCCCUCAGCUCUGUCCUUGUCUUUGAUAAUCAAGACCACCAUGCUGUAAUCGCCGUGCAGCUGGGUAAAUCGAGCACGUUUCUGUCGAUGAGUUACACAAGAAAGCUGCAGGAACAUGAAGCUAAAAUGCGAGCAGCUCUCAGACUGGGUCUGACAGGCUGGAUGUUAGAAUAUGGCUUUGAGAAGAAAAUCACACAGUUCAGUGUUCUGGGUGCAACCAUGGUGAUCGGUCUACCACAAGGAGUGUCACUCAGGAUAAAAUUGUACAGAGGCAAUCAGACCUUCUUUUUCCCCAUUCACCUGUCAGAGAAUCUGUCUACCUCAGCUAUCUUCUACGGGACUGUCAUUCCAGUGGUCACGUUUUUCGCAGUCAAGCGUCUGAUAGUUGAUCCAUUUCUACAACAACAGAAGGAAAGAGAACUGGAGAAGACGAGAGAAGAGCACUCGGAGAAGAUGGCUCGGAGAAAGAGAGAAGCGGAAGCAGCGGUUGAUCUGAUGCAGGAGACAGUGGAGCGGUCCAUUGAAGCAGAGGAAAAUAAAAUUGGACUCAUUGUAGUGAAGGGACUCUAUGGAAAACUGCAGUGUAAUGACGAUGGCGAGCUGAUUGACAAGGAAUGUAUUGACGUCACAGUUCAACUACAGGCCCUAGUCAAAGACUCUAAACUGAUUCUUCCGGAAAACACUUCCAAGAGUGGUCUGCCUGGUUUCUACGACCCGUGUCUGGCGGAGGAGAAGACGCUGUUUGUGCGAUACCGGUUUCGAAAUCGACUCCACCAGAUUACUCUGAGCGACAAGGAUCCCGUCCGCCUCCCGCAGCAGAAACACGUGAUGACAGAUGAAAAUGCUCCAUUUAUCAGCAUAAACCGAUCUUGACGACACUUGUUUAAUGAGUGUGUGAGACUGUUGAAAGCUGAAUUGUUGAAAGUGAUAACACCAGACCAUCAUCUGUAUCACAUGUGUAGUUAAAUGUAUGUUCUGUGUAGUUAGCUGAUAACACCAGACCAUUGUGUAUCUCACAUGUGUAAUUAAAUGUAUGUUCUGUGUAGUUAGCUGAUAACACCAGACCAUCAUGUAUAUCACAUGUGUAAUUAAAUGUAUGUUCUGUGUAGUGAGCUGAUAACACCAGACCAUCAUGUAUAUCACGUGUGUAAUUAAAUGUAUGUUCUGUGUAGUCAGCUGAUAACACAGGACCAUCAUGUAUAUCACGUAUGUAAUUAAAUGGACGUUCUGUGUAGUCAGCUGAUAACACAGGACCAUCAUGUAUAUCACGUAUGUAAUUAAAUGUAUGUUCUGUGUAGUCAGCUGAUAACACAGGACCAUCAUGUAUAUCACGUAUGUAAUUAAAUGGACGUUCUGUGUAGUCAGCUGAUAACACAGGACCAACAUGUAUAUCACGUAUGUAAUUAAAUGGACGUUCUGUGUAGUUCAGACUCUUAGAAAUCCUGUCUGUAUAAUUAGCUGAUUCUGUGAGACACACGUACAUCACAUUAAACUGAAUGUUGUUCUGUGUAGUUGAGACACUGUAAUUAGCUUAGGCCACGAGAACACAGGCGCGUGUGCAGGGGGUGGAUUGUGGAGGUCAACCCCUCCCCGCAAGUCUUGACCCCUCCAUAAACUUCGCCAGUCUAGUACACCCAUACUAAAUUUCCUGCACAGGGGAUGGAUUUUAGAAGUCGAACCCCCCUUGCUGAAUUUGUUUUUUUAAUACAUUGUUCCGGAGUGGCAUGUCUCAACCACUAUAAAUUUCGCUCCAAACAGAUGAUGUUCUAUGUAGUUCAGACUGUGUUUGUGAUUAGCCAAUUCCUUGACCAUUAUUGUUAGUCGAGGGUGUGUUUUCUAAAACUGUUAUCAGAAGCUAUGAAAUGGCCCCGUGCGGAUUACACCUCCCAGCCCCUUACAGACAAAACAUGAAUGGUUAGGUGUACAUUGAGAAACCCUUUAAAUUUGAACAACAAAACCGUAAUAAUGAUCACGGCCUUAUCUCUGCACAGUGCAGAGUCAAAUGGGCAUUUGGUAAAAGAUUGAUAUCUAGUGUCUUGUCUGUAGGAGGACAGCCUCUCUUGAGGAGAUCCUAACUCUGUAGAGUUGAACUGGGGAUUUGGUAAACGAUUGAUAUCUAGUGUCUUGUCUGUAGGCGGACAGCCUCUCUUGAGGAGAUCCUAACUCUGUAGAGUUGAACUGGGGAUUUGGUAAACGAUUGAUAUCUAGUGUCUUGUCUGUAGGAGGACAGCCUCUCUUGAGGAGAUCCUAACUCUGUAGAGUUGAACUGGGGAUUUGGUAAACGAUUGAUAUCUAGUGUCUUGUCUGUAGGAGGACAGCCUCUCUUGAGGAGAUCCUAACUCUGUAGAGUUGAACUGGGGAUUUGGUAAACGAUUGAUAUCUAGUGUCUUGUCUGUAGGAGGACAGCCUCUCUUGAGGAGAUCCUAACUCUGUAGAGUUGAACUGGGGAUUUGGUAAAAGAUUGAUAUCUAGUGUCUUGUCUGUAGGCGGACAGCCUCUCUUGAGGAGAUCCUAACUCUGUAGAGUUGAACUGGGGAUUUGGUAAACGAUUGAUAUCUAGUGUCUUGUCUGUAGGAGGACAGCCUCUCUUGAGGAGAUCCUAACUCUGUAGAGUUGAACUGGGGAUUUGGUAAAAGAUUGAUAUCUAGUGUCUUGUCUGUAGGAGGACAGCCUCUCUUGAGGAGAUCCUAACUCUGUAGAGUUGAACUGGGGAUUUGGUAAAAGAUUGAUAUCUAGUGUCUUGUCUGUAGGAGGACAGCCUCUCUUGAGGAGAUCCUAACUCUAGAGUUGAAGUGGGCUUUUAUCAUCUCAUAAAGAAAUCCUUUUACUAGAUCUUACAUUGUCUCUGCUUUUUCUCCAAUAGAAGGAUCUGACGUGCACCUGUGACAUACAGGUGACCUUUUAUCAGUAAACACUUAUUUUGAGUGCAUCAAGCUGCAGACAUAAAUUCUAGCUGUACUUUGAUUAGAUUAAAUUUGCUAAUUUAAUGUGUGUGUGUUUAUAUAUAUAUAUAUAUAUACACAGUCAAACUUCGAUAACUCGAUCUUGAAGGGGACGAGGAAAUAGUUUGAGUUUCAGGGAGUUCGAGUUUUUGAAAUUAAUAUAUAAGAGUUCAAAUUUGAAACUGCAUUGCAGCUGGUUUAUUUCACUUAAUAUUGUAAGAAGUGUGCACUUCGCUGCCUACCUCUGAACUCUAAAAACUAUGCAUCCACAGUUGAAAGGCGAAUUAAUAUAUCAGUCACCUCACCCUCCAUUUCUGGGCCCUAUGCAAGAUUGCUUGGAUGACAAGAAAGCAGAACUUUUUAAAACCGAUCUGGCAAACCCUACAUUACCGGGUUCUUCCCCAGAUGGCUCGAUCUGUGAUGUAUACAUUUUUAACAUAACUAAAUGACUGGUAAUUGAUAAACAUUAACUGAUACAUAUAUAGAAAAGCUAAAGUUUGAUGCGAUUCACGCCUUUGAGAGCAAAAACAAACAGCGCUAACAAUUAUUACAAAUACUAUUUUUUUAGUUAACCAGACCCUGUGUCUGUAAUUAAGUAUUACGUAGCGAGGCGCUCCAACACAGAUGAACACCGAUUACCAAACAUAGGAUCAUUUCGUUCCGCUUAGUCAGCGAUCUAUUAUUCUGUAAUUAUCACCCUAAUCCUCGACAGCCAAGACCAUCCGAGACAGGCAUGCUUCACUUGUUUAACAUGAUUGACAAUACAUUCGUCUUUAAAAUACUAUCAGCAACAACAGUUUGAUCAAUCCACAUGCGUCAAGUUUUAGAGGUGCAUACUCUAUUAUAUCUUUAUGGCGGGACCAAAGAAUUAGGUCGAGAGAUCGAGGUUAUCGAGUUUUCGAAGUUUGAGUUUUCGAAGGUCGUUAUUACUAGUUUGUAUAGCAACUCGGCCGGGACAGUCGCUUCAGAUCGAGAGAUCGAAGGUGGAGUGAUCGAAGUUUGACUAUAUAUAUAUAUAUAUAUAUAUAUAUUAUAGAGUGGACUCUCUAAACCCGAUUCGCUUGGGACCGAUGAAAUAUGCUGGUUUAAACAAGAGUGCUGGUAUAGACAAGAGUGCAGGUGUAGACAAUUCGUGCAGUUACGAUUCUUGCGAUAUAGUGAUCAGAAAAUACCAAAGUAAAUAAAAUGUCCUAUUAACCAAAUGUUUGGACUCUUUUGAAAGCAAGGCUCAGCAAUGCUUGUUUUAAUGAUUGGUAUAACCCUGAAAGAGAUUUGCGUUUCUAAGAACUAGUAAAGUCCGACCCAGUGGUGGUUUUCAGUGAACACUUAUUUUGAUUGGAGCAGGAUGCAGACAGAUGAAUGUUAGCUGUGAUUUGAUUGGACAAGUGAUGAGGACUGUGGGUAAUCUUGGAUAUAAUUUUCUAAUUUAAUAUAUAUAUAUAUAGUCUGUCUUUGGUUGUGUUCUUGUUUUUCUCUUUUUAGUAACUGCAGUCUGAAUCAGACACUUUGGUUUAAACAACAUUUAAUUACUGUCUAAUAUGCGAUGAUGUCGUUUGCCAACAGGCAAAAUGUUAUACAUGUAUUAAGACCUUUGGCAAAAAUUCUUGACAAAUACACAAAGUUGGAACUGGCCAAGAGACAAAAUCUCAUAUUUUCUUAACUUCUCAAAUGUUCAGUGUUGUUAUUGUUUUGCAGAUUAUGGAACAUUAAUACAUUGUUCCCUAAACUGUUUUAUGUCCGUCUCUGUGUGUGGUGUGUGUGUGUGUGUGUGUGUGUGUGUGUGUUGGUCUGUGUGUGUUUGUUUGAUUUCUUAGAGGGGUGGGUCCACAAAAGGGGGGGUGGGGAAUGCUCAUUAUGAAUACUGUGCACCCGCUUAACAAGUAUUGAUUUAUGACAUGUCCUAUCUGUUACAUGUGUAUAUUACACACAUUACAUCAUUGCCGAGUGUUGUUCAUAGAUUUAUCUGAUGUCCUAUCUGUUACAUGUGUAUAUUACACACAUUACAUCAUUGCCGAGUGUUGUUCAUAGAUUUAUGAGAUGUCCUAUCUGUUACAUGUGUAUAUUACACACAUUACAUCAUUGCCGAGUGUUGUUCAUAGAUUUAUCUGAUGUCCUAUCUGUUACAUGUGUAUAUUACACACAUUACAUCAUUGCCGAGUGUUGUUCAUAGAUUUAUGAGAUGUCCUAUCUGUUACAUGUGUAUAUUACACACAUUAUAUUUUUGCCGAGUGUUGUUCAUAGAUUUAUCUGAUGUCAUUGCUGAGUGUUGUUCAUAGGUUUAUCUGAUGUCCUAUCUAUAACAUGUACAUUACAAACAUUAUGUUUCUCGAGUGUUGUUCAUUGGUUUUGUAAACAGAUAAAGUAUUAAAUGUA
This is a messenger RNA of Gigantopelta aegis, 6140 nucleotides long. Its product is annotated as dnaJ homolog subfamily C member 11-like. Gene Ontology annotation, biological process: cristae formation. Lineage: Eukaryota; Metazoa; Mollusca; Gastropoda; Neomphalida; Peltospiridae. The record is from RefSeq and is a predicted model, not a curated record. Bases 1 to 1698 code for a protein of 565 amino acids. The transcript is spliced from 17 exons.